Messenger RNA from Paralichthys olivaceus (Japanese flounder), 879 nucleotides. It is a transcript of the gene myl2a, whose product is annotated as myosin, light chain 2a, regulatory, cardiac, slow. Gene Ontology annotation, molecular function: calcium ion binding. Gene Ontology annotation, biological process: heart development; cardiac muscle contraction; muscle cell fate specification. The record is from RefSeq and is a predicted model, not a curated record. Lineage: Eukaryota; Metazoa; Chordata; Actinopteri; Pleuronectiformes; Paralichthyidae. Gene Ontology annotation, cellular component: cytoplasm; myofibril.
CCCAUUGUUCACUGGCAUCAUUGUUGGUCUGACCUCCCAGCUGCUCAGCCAUGGCCCCCAAGAAAGCCAAGAAGAGGACAGCAGAGGGAGCCAACUCUAAUGUGUUCUCCAUGUUUGAACAGGCCCAGAUCCAGGAAUUCAAAGAGGCCUUCACCAUCAUGGACCAGAACAGAGACGGCUUCAUCGACAAGAACGACCUGAGAGACACGUUUGCGGCUCUAGGACGUCUCAAUGUGAAACAGGAAGAGAUCGAUGAGAUGCUCAAAGAGGCUCCGGGCCCCAUCAACUUCACCAUCUUCCUCACCAUGUUCGGUGAGAAGCUGAAAGGUGCUGAUCCAGAGGAAACCAUCCUCAACGCAUUUAAAGUCUUUGACCCUGAGGGGAAGGGUGUACUGAGGAAGGAUUACGUGACACAGAUGCUAACAACACAAGCCGACCGAUUCACCCCCGAAGAGAUGGAGCAAAUGUUUGCUGCCUUCCCUCCAGAUGUGGCAGGAAACCUGGAUUACAAGAACCUGGUUCACAUCAUCACCCACGGAGAGGAAAAGGACCAGGAGUGAACCUUCUUGUCGACAUUUUUGUCACAUCGAACGUCCGUCUCUUGCCUUUACGUGACUCGAAACUGACCCACUGCCCUCGAAGGAGACAUGAACUGUUGUUUAUUUACUCAUUUUGGCUGCAUUGUGUCUGGGUCCUCUCAAGAGUAUCAAGACAAAAAAAAAUCUCUUCUCGUCCCUGACAAAUGAUUGACUAAUUAAAUUAUUUUUCAUUAUUAUUUUUUACAGACUCAAGCCCACUCACCUAAUGUCAUUGUUGUCAUAGUAAAAAAUCAAUUUGUCUCAUCUGUGCAUGUUCGUCUAAUAAAAGUUUUCCAAGAUA